Nicotiana attenuata is the source of this 1800-nucleotide messenger RNA. RefSeq lists its product as uncharacterized. The transcript has 2 exons. Lineage: Eukaryota; Viridiplantae; Streptophyta; Magnoliopsida; Solanales; Solanaceae. The record is from RefSeq and is a predicted model, not a curated record. Bases 1 to 1800 code for a protein of 599 amino acids.
AUGGCUCCUGCCUCAGACGUCACUGAAACUCCACUUACACACACCUCAUCUUCAACAACAUCAGGCAAUGGAAACACCAUUGAUUCCACUCACCCUUACUUCCUUCAUGCUUCUGAUGCACCAGGUAUGAUACUGGUGAACACACCAUUUGAUGGUCGUGGCUAUGCUGGUUGGAGCAGAUCCAUUUUGAUCUCACUGUCAGCUAAGAAUAAAUUGGGCUUCAUUGAUGGUUCAUGCCCUAUGACAUCUUCUACAGACCCUACUCAUCCAACCUGGAGCAGAUGCAACCACAUGGUGACCUCUUGGCUGUUGAAUUCCCUCACCAAAGUCAUUGCUGACAGUGUUUUGUACUCAAAAACUGCUAAGGAUCUUUGGUUAGAUCUGGAGCACAGGUUUGGGCAACCUAAUGAAUCCAAGCUAUACCACCUGCAAAAGGAACUUGCUGAUUUAGUACAAGGGACAGCUGACAUUGCUACUUAUUUCACUAGAAUGAAGCGACGAUGGGAUGAAUUGGACACUCUCAACUCUGAUAUGCAGUGCUCAUGCAACUGUGAUUGUGGUGGAAAGAAGAAAAUGCAGCAAUUUAAGGAAGAUGAGAGGCUUAUUCAGUUCCUCAUGGGCUUGAAUGAAACAUAUGGAUUGGCUUGGAGCAACAUACUCAUGGUUAAACCUCUACCUUCAGUCAAUCAAGCUUACUCACUUCUCAUGCAAGAUGAGAAUCAAAGGGAAAUCCAUGUCAGUUCCCAAUUUCCAACAGAUGGUGUUUCUUUCAUGGUGAAGAAUCAAGGACCUCAGAGUUAUCAGAACCCCGCACCAUCUCAUUUCCCUCAACAGAAGAAUGGAAAUACUCCUUAUAAAGGAAAUCUUGCACACAAAGGAAAGAAAAACACACAGAUGUGCUCCUAUUGUAAGAUGACUAAUCACACAAUUGAUAACUGUUACAGACUUGUGGGAUUUCCUGCUGAUUUCAAAUUUACUAAAAACAAAAGGGUUCAAAAUCCUCCAAAAGGAAAUUCAGCCACUGUAGUAGAAGAUACAGGGGAAAUUCGUAGCAACAUGGCAGAAGGACCUCAAUUUUCUCAGAAGCUCUCAUCUGAUCAGUUCAGUCAAUUAGUUAAUCUGCUGAAUCAACUACAAACAGGACAGGGAGCUUCUCAAGAGGUUAAUGCAAAUUCUGCUUCUGGUAUAUUGUUUACUAAUUCUCCAUCCUGUUAUUCAGUUUCUAAUUCUAAUCUUUCCAACUCCUGGACUAUAGAUUCAGGUGCAACUGAGCAUAUGUGUUUUAAUGCCAACACAUUCUUAUUCUUAGUACCAUUACCUUUUCCUCUAAUGGUAAAGCUACCUAAUUCUUCUAGGGUAAAGGUCACUCAUGCUGGUAGUGUUUCUAUCUUUCCAAGUCUAGUUCUGAAAAACGGCCCUCUCAUGAAGAGCCCUCAAGUUUUUGGUGAAGCUAAGGAGGGACUUUACUUAUUGGAGCCUAGUGUCACAGAACCUAGAACUUUGUCUUCUAAAACUGUUACAUCUUUUUCUAAUUCAGUUUCAGCUAAUAGAUUGUUGCCUGCAACUUUUUCUAAUUCAGUUUCAGCUUCUUUUCCUUUUCCUAUUUUAGCAAAAAUAGAAUCUGAUGUAAAACUCUGGCAUGUAAGAUCCGGGCAUUUGCCUUUCAAUGCAAUGAAAUAUAUCAGUUCCAUUUCAUUUGUUUCUGAUUCUGUGUGUCAUUGUGAUGUUUGCCCAUUAGCAAGACAGUCUAGAUUACCAUUUUCACUCAGUCAUAUCAAAACUAAGCAACCUUUUGAAUGA